UAUAACCACACACGCGUAUGACACCGGCUUUGAAACCGAAAGUUCAAUGUGUUUUAAUUAGGUUUUUAUGAUGGAAAAACGAAUGAAACGGCCGAGAGAAGAGCAAGAUGAAGAAAGUGUGUUGAAUGUGAAACAGGUUUCUGAUGAAGAUUUUAGGCUCUGGGGCGUCGAUGAAACUGUCUCUUAUCUGCAGAGAGCAGGACUCGGUGAAUGGGAGCACAUCUUCAGAGAACAGGAAAUAACAGGGCUGGGGCUACCAUACCUUACGGAGGUACAUUUGGAAAACAUGGGCAUUUCCUCUUUAGGAUCACGCCUGAGAGUUCUUCACUGCCUUCAAAAGCUCUGGCAAAUCUCAAAUGAAGCCAUGAAGGUUUUUAAUGAUCCUAUCCAUGGCCAUAUUGAGAUGCAUCCUCUCCUGGUCCGAAUCAUAGACACGGCACAAUUUCAGAGACUUCGUCACAUCAAACAGCUUGGAGGAACUUACCUGGUGUUCCCUGGGGCUUCCCACAACCGCUUUGAGCAUUCGAUUGGAGUGGGCUAUUUGGCAGGAUGUCUAGUCCAGGCUCUCAAUGCAAGACAGCCAGAGCUACUCAUAUCAAAGCAAGACAUUCUUUGUGUCCAGAUUGCUGGCCUGUGCCAUGACUUAGGUCAUGGCCCAUUCUCUCAUAUGUACGAUGGCAUGUUCAUCCCUAAAGUUCGGCCUGGUGAGAAAUGGAAGCAUGAGAUGGCCUCAGUUCAGAUGUUUGACCACCUUGUAAGGGUAAAUGGUCUUCAAGCCGUGAUGUUACAGCAUGGCAUGACUCUACCCGAUGAUCUUAUUUUCAUUAAAGAGCAGAUUGCCGGACCCCUGGAUACCUCCAUAUUGGACACUACGUGGCCAUAUAAAGGCAGGCCGAAGGAGAAAUCAUUCCUGUAUGAGAUUGUGGCUAAUAAAAGGAAUGGCAUUGAUGUAGACAAAUGGGAUUAUUUUGCUCGAGACUGCUACCAUCUCGGUAUUCAAAACAACUUUGACUAUCAACGUUUCCUCAAGUUUGCACGAGUGUGUGAAGUAAGAGGAAAGAAACACAUAUGUACCAGAGACAAGGAAGUUGGUAAUCUCUAUGACAUGUUUCACACCCGGAACUGCCUCCAUCGACGGGCGUAUCAGCAUAAAGUGGGCAGCAUCAUUGAGACCAUGAUAACAGAGGCCUUUGUAAAGGCUGAUCCUUAUAUUCAGAUCCAGGGUUCCUCUGGCAGGAUGUUUACAAUCUCUUCAGCUAUAGACGACAUGGAGGCGUACACCAAACUUACAGAUCAUAUCUUUGAGAAGAUUUUGUACUCAUCCACACCGGAGCUGUCUGAUGCCCGAGAAAUCUUACAAAACAUUGUCUGUAGACGUUUGUAUAAGUGUGUGGGUCAGACCACCCCAGAGACGCAUGUGGAUGUGUCACAGGAAAAACUGCUUGAUUGGGCAAAAGAGGUAGCUGGUUCCAAACCCAGUGGCAUAGAUGAAAACCUGAUGGCUGAGGACUUUGUGGUCAGCGUCAUUCACAUGGAUUAUGGAAUGAAGGAGAAAAACCCCAUGAACAACGUUCACUUCUACUGCAAGAACGAUCCCACAAAAGCCAUCAAGAUUCGCAAAAAACAGGUGUCCAAACUUCUGCCUGAGCGGUUUGCAGAACAGCUGAUCAGGGUUUACUGUAAAAAGACUGAUGAUGAAAGCCUAAAAGCUGCCAGGAAGUGUUUCGUCCAGUGGUGCAUGGACAAAAACUUCACUAAACCACAGGAUGGAGAUGUUAUUGCUCCAGAGCUCACCCCCCUUAAAAAAGACUGGCACACCCAUGAAAGAGAUGAUGAAGACAGCGAGAUAGAUGAGGAUUCCGAAAUUUCAGAUAAAACACCCAAAAAGACAGGUCGUAACGUAAAAGUCAAGCUUUUUCAAGCUUAGGGAGAAAACGUUCU
Messenger RNA from Triplophysa rosa, 1941 nucleotides. RefSeq names its product SAM domain and HD domain 1 (gene samhd1a). Lineage: Eukaryota; Metazoa; Chordata; Actinopteri; Cypriniformes; Nemacheilidae. Gene Ontology annotation, molecular function: protein binding; dGTPase activity. Gene Ontology annotation, cellular component: nucleus. Gene Ontology annotation, biological process: regulation of innate immune response; defense response to virus; dGTP catabolic process. Bases 68 to 1927 code for a protein of 619 amino acids. The transcript is spliced from 16 exons. The record is from RefSeq and is a predicted model, not a curated record.